GUAAAUUGAAUAUAAAUGGCUAAAAAAUUCCCAUGUGGCGUAUGCGAUGAAGUACCAGAAACAAAACCUUGUGAGGAGAAUGCCAAUCUUUAUUCUGAAUGGAACUCCUUGGAAUGUAUAGAUACAGAAGUUGUCGAACCCAAUUGCGACUUCUGUGAAUAUGCCCCAAUCGACACUGCUAAUAAGCCCAUAAUAUGGGUUUUGGGCGGGCCUGGCUCCGGCAAGGGUACGCAAUGCGACAAGAUCAUCGCCAAGUACGGAUUCACGCAUCUGUCCACCGGUGACCUGCUCAGGGCUGAAAUCAAGAGUGGAUCUGACCGAGCCAAGCAGCUGUCGGGUAUAUUAGAGCGAGGUGAGCUGGUCCCCAAUGAUAUCGUGCUGGAGCUACUGAAAGAUGCUAUUCUAAAAAACACGGCUACGUCGAACGGCUUCCUCAUCGAUGGCUAUCCUCGCGAGGAAUCCCAGGGUCAAGCCUUCGAGAAGAGCAUUGCUCCAGUGUCCAUAAUACUGUACUUCGAGGCGACCCCGGAGACGCUGACAAAGCGGUUGCUCGGCCGCGCGGUGUCCUCCGGUCGUUCUGAUGACAACGAGGACACAAUCAAGCUGCGUCUCAAAACCUUCUUAGAGAACAACGACAAAGUGCUGGCGCAGUACCCCGACAAGCUCGUGAGGGUAAGAUACACAAUACGUCUCAAGAUGAACCUGGACAAAACGAAAGUUAUGUCCAACGCACAUGUGACCCCGGGACCUGUAGAUGGGGCUACUCUUGAGGUUGUGCACAAUUAUGUCUACCUUAGCCAAAAUCUUCAGCUUGGCAAGCACAACUUUGAGCAGGAAGCCGACAGGAGAAUUCGUUUGGGCUGA
Messenger RNA from Hyposmocoma kahamanoa, 864 nucleotides. It is a transcript of the gene Ak1, whose product is annotated as adenylate kinase isoenzyme 1-like. NCBI's taxonomy places the organism in Eukaryota, Metazoa, Arthropoda, Insecta, Lepidoptera, Cosmopterigidae. The record is from RefSeq and is a predicted model, not a curated record. Gene Ontology annotation, cellular component: cytosol; cytoplasm. The coding region runs from base 16 to 864 and encodes 282 amino acids. The transcript has 5 exons. Gene Ontology annotation, molecular function: AMP kinase activity; ATP binding. Gene Ontology annotation, biological process: nucleoside triphosphate biosynthetic process.